AGAUGGUCAAAAGUGAAAUGUUCAAUAAUUUGUAGAAGUUAGUGUGGUUAAAUAUUAAGAAUUAGUAGAGAAGAUAUAAUGAAGUAAUUCAUCAAUUAAAUGUUGCAGGAGGUUUUGGGAUGAAAAAACAUAAUCAGUUUUUAUUUCAUUGUUAUAGUCGAUUCAUUAAUUCAGAUUGAAU
This is a messenger RNA of Paramecium sonneborni, 181 nucleotides long. NCBI's taxonomy places the organism in Eukaryota, Ciliophora, Oligohymenophorea, Peniculida, Parameciidae. The record is from the annotation of a GenBank genome assembly.